Messenger RNA from Scheffersomyces stipitis CBS 6054, 2311 nucleotides. RefSeq lists its product as uncharacterized. The transcript is spliced from 4 exons. The record is from RefSeq and is a predicted model, not a curated record. NCBI's taxonomy places the organism in Eukaryota, Fungi, Ascomycota, Pichiomycetes, Serinales, Debaryomycetaceae. The coding region runs from base 459 to 2267 and encodes 602 amino acids. Gene Ontology annotation, cellular component: endoplasmic reticulum. Gene Ontology annotation, molecular function: ubiquitin binding.
GGAAAGAGACCGUAAUUGUUAGAAAACCAGGACAUCCACGAGCUUAAAGUGUCGAAAAAUUCAACUAGUGUAGGUAUAGAAGUUUUGUUUGAAACUCUGACCUCUUUUUGCCUAGAACGAUUCAUUUCCGGAGGUAUUCUGGAGAUAUCAGGAUCACAGAUCACGAUUAGAGGGAGUUCCAGUUUCUCGAGAUUUUCAAAAGUUGGUGAAUUGGAAAGUUUUCAAUAACGUCAUAGUCCUAUAGAACAGCGUAAUUGUGUUCCUUCCCAAGUUUCCUAUCAAUUGAAAGAAUCCUGGUUUGAUACUAUUACUUAUUCCUCAGUAAUUACUCAGCGUUCUUACGAAGAAUUCAAUCUUAUCUUAUACCUCGUUAAUUCGCUUUUCGUUAAUCCAUUUUCGUUUGUCUAUAGUUUCGUCUCAAAGUUCAUAUUUUAUUACAUUUUGAUUCUUAUAUUGAAAUGUCAGAAUUAUCCUCCGAACAUCAAGAGCUUGUCGAUCAAUUUAAAGCUAUAGCGGGCUUGGAAGAUUCAGAGAACGACAAUAAAGUCUUCCAAUUGUUGACCAUCAAUGAUUUCAAUCUCAACAACGCCAUCUCGUUCUACUUUGACUCGGGGUUUGAAUCGAUAGAGCAGAGUAGGGCGAGAGCUGCGAAUAAUGUCCAUGAUGAACAGCAACUGGAAUUGCAUAGUAGAAGGGAACGUCGUCAGAGCCAAGACAAUGUCGUCAAUCUUCAGCAUCAACUCUUUGUGGAUAACUUCAUUCCACGUUUGCCCAAGGCUCCCAGAAUAGCCAAUGGCUGGCAGUUGGACGUCGGAAUUCACACCUCUAUUAUUGAAGAGAGAGAAAGAGAAAAGUUGAAACUUCAGGCAACUGAAAGCUCAUCGAUUUCAUCUGCCACAACGGAAGUUCAAUCAAGAGAAGAAAUUUCGGAUAAGGAAAAGUACAAUCAAGAAAAGCUGUCAUCUCCUCUUGGAGCCCUCUGGAUCAUUCUCUUGCUUGUUCCCAAAACGUUACUUCAAUUGCUCGUGUCAGCAUUCAAGCAUCUUUUUGGAUUUACAUCUACGACCUCAUUAAAGGGAUUUCGUGAUUCCGGCAGAGUACCCAAAUCGUUCAACUACGAGCACUUCAAACCUGACUUCAAUUUUGCUUCGUGGUUGACAUCUGAAUUACUCAAACCCAGCUCAAGCGAAUUUGAAGACGACGAUAAACAGAUUAUCUUGGAUAACUUCAACAUUCACACCACCAAUUUCAAUGAAGUACACGAGUCUGCCCAAAAGAAAUUUACGUGGGUCUAUGUGAUAUUAAUUAACGAUACAGAGGAAGCUAAGCUGUUUCUCUUUUCAAUGCUUAAAAGUCCAUUUUUCAACAAACUAUUCAACAAAGAAAACGGAAUGUUCAAGGAGACUCUUAUAUACAUUAAUAACGUCGAUGAGAAUCCCGAGUCUCUCGAGUUGGCACACACUUACAAGGUCAAGAGAAUUCCGUAUGUGAUGUUGGUUGGAAAUAUCUCUGCCAGUCCCCAGGUAUUGUCGUCGAUGUCGAUCUUAUUUAAGUCGAAUUUGGCACAGCCCUUUUUGAGAACCCCAGAGGAGUGUGAAUCCACAUCCAAAAAGGUCCUCAAGAAUACAGGAAAAUUAUUAGAAAAGUAUGACCCACAAUUGAUCAGCUCCAGAUUCGACCAGCAAGAAAUCGAGUUUGCCAGAUUGAUCAAACAACAACAGGAUGACGCAUAUUUGCAGUCUUUGGAACUUGACAAGCAAAAGAAACUCCAGAAAGAAAAAGAGGCCCAAACUAAGUUGGAUGAGCAGAAUACGUUAGCAUUACAAAAAUACUUCUUGUUGUUUUUAUUCUCCAGCGAUUACAGAGCGGAGAUCACCGGCGGAGCUGACAGAAGUCGUAUCGCCAUCAAGUUGCCAGAUGGUAGAAGAAUCGUUGAAGCAUUCAACAAAUCCAUUUCUGUAUCGGAACUCUAUCUUUAUAUCGAAGUGAAGUUGUUCAUUGACAAGUUGAUAGACGAGGAUGGAGAAUUAAACAAUGAAGAUGAUUUAAAAGACAGCAUCCACACAAUCAUGGAAGAUCUUACGAUUGAUUCGUUUUCGAGAGAAAUGUACUUCGAAAAGUAUUCGUUUAAGUUCGAAGUGAUCCAGCCGUAUCCCAAGAAGGUUGUUACGGUUGGAGAUGAAGCUAUCGAAAAGGUUCCUGAGUUGAAGUCUGGAGCCAACUUGUUGGUAGAGUACAACGAAGAAGAGGACUCUGAGGAGGAGUAAAAGUAUAUAGCUCAGAUAUAAAAUAUACCCUUUGUGCUAUGGAC